Hyposmocoma kahamanoa is the source of this 655-nucleotide messenger RNA. RefSeq names its product 60S ribosomal protein L9 (gene RpL9). Gene Ontology annotation, biological process: cytoplasmic translation. The record is from RefSeq and is a predicted model, not a curated record. Lineage: Eukaryota; Metazoa; Arthropoda; Insecta; Lepidoptera; Cosmopterigidae. Gene Ontology annotation, cellular component: cytosolic large ribosomal subunit; ribosome. The transcript is spliced from 3 exons. Gene Ontology annotation, molecular function: rRNA binding; structural constituent of ribosome. Bases 65 to 637 code for a protein of 190 amino acids.
GUGGCUGGCAACACCUGCAACCAAAUUCCUUUUUCCGGCUCUCUGUGUCAAAUAAAGCCACAGCAUGAAGCAGAUAGUAGCAAACCAAAAAGUGAAGAUCCCUGACGGACUCACUGUCCAUGUGAAAUCGCGGUUGGUUACUGUGAAAGGGCCGCGCGGUGUCUUGAAAAGGAACUUCAAGCACUUGGCUGUGGACAUUCGCAUGGUGAACCCUCGCCUUCUGAAGGUGGAGAAAUGGUUCGGUUCAAAGAAGGAACUCGCAGCUGUGAGAACUGUCUGCUCGCACGUCGAGAACAUGAUUAAAGGUGUAACCAAGGGAUUCCAAUACAAGAUGCGUGCAGUAUAUGCUCACUUCCCCAUUAACUGCGUAACUAUUGAGGGAAACACUACUAUUGAAAUCCGUAACUUCUUGGGCGAGAAGUACAUCAGGAGGGUAAAGAUGGCACCAGGAGUGACUGUUGUCAACUCUCCCAAGCAAAAGGAUGAGCUGGUAAUUGAAGGAAACUCCCUGGAGGAUGUCUCUAGUUCGGCUGCCCUCAUUCAACAAUCUACCACUGUCAAGAACAAGGAUAUCCGAAAGUUCUUGGACGGUCUAUAUGUGUCUGAAAAGACUACUGUUCUACAAGAAGAAAUAUAAGGAUAUUGUGUAACAUAA